Messenger RNA from Hippopotamus amphibius kiboko, 2786 nucleotides. RefSeq names its product leucine rich repeat containing 8 VRAC subunit C (gene LRRC8C). NCBI's taxonomy places the organism in Eukaryota, Metazoa, Chordata, Mammalia, Artiodactyla, Hippopotamidae. The transcript is spliced from 3 exons. The record is from RefSeq and is a predicted model, not a curated record. Gene Ontology annotation, molecular function: protein binding. The coding region runs from base 195 to 2606 and encodes 803 amino acids.
GGCUUGGAGCCCGCGAAGAGGACUAGGAGGAAGGCGCCGCCGUGGCCGCGGCCGCAGUGCUCCGGGCGCGACGAACCAUGAGCAGCGGCCCCGCGAGCGACCCCGCUGUCGCUGGCCGCCGCUGAGCCCGGCCGGGGGACGGCUCGCCGCUCCCCAGCACCCUCCGCAGCCGGCACCCUCGCGCCCAGAGAAACAUGAUUCCGGUGACAGAGUUCCGGCAGUUCUCUGAGCAGCAGCCUGCCUUCCGGGUGCUGAAGCCGUGGUGGGAUGUGUUUACCGAUUACCUGUCCGUGGCCAUGCUGAUGAUCGGUGUGUUCGGAUGCACUUUGCAGGUCAUGCAAGACAAGAUAAUCUGCCUUCCAAAAAGAGUGCAGCCUUCUCAGAACCACUCUUCCAUUUCGAAUGUCUCUCAACCAGUGGCCAGUACCACCCCACUGCCUCCACCAAAACCAUCUCCUACUAACCCGGUGACUGUGGAAAUGAAAGGACUGAAGACAGAUCUGGACCUUCAGCAGUACAGCUUUAUUAACCAGAUGUGUUACGAGCGAGCCCUCCACUGGUACGCCAAGUAUUUCCCUUACCUUGUCCUCAUCCAUACCCUGGUCUUCAUGCUCUGCAGCAACUUUUGGUUCAAAUUCCCUGGCUCCAGCUCCAAAAUAGAACAUUUCAUCUCAAUCCUGGGGAAGUGUUUUGACUCUCCCUGGACCACACGGGCUUUAUCUGAAGUGUCUGGGGAGGACUCAGAAGAAAAGGACAACAGGAAGAACAACAUGAGCAGGUCCAACACCACCCAGUGUGGUCCCGAAGGUAGCCUGGUCAACUCUCAGUCUUUAAAGUCAAUUCCUGAGAAGUUUGUGGUCGACAAAUCCACUGCAGGGGCUCUGGAUAAGAAGGAGGGUGAGCAAGCAAAGGCUUUAUUUGAGAAGGUGAAGAAGUUCAGGCUGCAUGUAGAAGAAGGUGAUAUAUUAUAUGCUAUGUAUGUUCGCCAGACUGUACUUAAGGUUAUAAAAUUCCUAAUCAUCAUUGCGUAUAACAGCGCCCUGGUUUCCAAAGUCCAGUUUACAGUGGACUGUAAUGUUGACAUUCAGGACAUGACUGGAUAUAAAAACUUUUCUUGCAAUCAUACCAUGGCCCACUUGUUCUCAAAACUCUCCUUUUGCUACCUGUGCUUUGUAAGUAUCUACGGAUUGACGUGCCUUUAUACCUUAUACUGGCUGUUCUACCGUUCUCUGAGGGAGUACUCCUUUGAGUAUGUCCGGCAGGAAACUGGAAUUGAUGAUAUUCCAGAUGUGAAAAAUGACUUUGCUUUUAUGCUUCAUAUGAUAGAUCAGUAUGACCCUCUGUAUUCCAAGAGAUUUGCAGUGUUCCUAUCUGAAGUAAGUGAAAACAAAUUAAAGCAGCUGAACUUAAAUAAUGAGUGGACUCCGGAUAAACUGAGACAGAAGCUGCAGACAAAUGCCCAUAACCGCCUGGAAUUGCCUCUCAUCAUGCUCUCUGGCCUUCCAGACACUGUUUUUGAAAUCACAGAGUUGCAGUCUCUAAAGCUUGAAAUCAUUAAGAAUGUCAUGAUACCAGCCACCAUUGCGCAGCUAGACAGUCUCCAGGAGCUCUCUCUUCACCAGUGCUCGGUCAAAAUCCACAGCGCGGCGCUCUCUUUCCUGAAGGAGAACCUCAAGGUCUUGAGUGUCAAGUUUGAUGACAUGAGGGAGCUGCCCCCCUGGAUGUAUGGCCUCCGGAACCUGGAGGAGCUCUACCUGGUUGGCUCUCUAAGUCACGAUAUUUCCAAAAAUAUCACCCUUGAGUCUCUGCGGGAUCUCAAAAGCCUUAAAAUUCUCUCUAUCAAAAGCAACGUUUCCAAAAUCCCGCAGGCAGUGGUUGAUGUUUCCAGCCAUCUCCAGAAGAUGUGCAUACACAACGAUGGCACCAAGCUGGUGAUGCUCAACAAUUUGAAGAAGAUGACCAAUCUGACAGAGCUGGAGCUGGUUCACUGUGACCUGGAGCGCAUUCCUCAUGCCGUGUUCAGCCUGCUCAGCCUCCAGGAAUUGGACCUCAAGGAAAAUAAUUUGAAAUCUAUAGAGGAAAUUGUUAGCUUCCAGCACUUGAGAAAGUUGACAGUGCUAAAACUGUGGCAUAACAGCAUCGCCUACAUCCCAGAGCAUAUAAAGAAGCUCACCAGCCUGGAGCGUCUGUCCUUCAGUCACAAUAAAAUAGAGGUGCUGCCUUCCCACCUCUUCCUAUGCAACAAAAUCCGAUACCUGGACUUGUCCUACAAUGACAUUCGAUUUAUCCCACCUGAGAUCGGAGUUCUACAAAGUUUACAGUAUUUUUCCAUCACUUGUAACAAAGUGGAGAGCCUUCCAGAUGAACUCUACUUCUGUAAGAAACUCAAAACUCUGAAGAUUGGGAAAAACAGCCUAUCAAUACUUUCACCAAAAAUUGGAAAUUUACUAUUUCUUUCCUAUUUAGAUGUUAAAGGCAACCACUUUGAAAUUCUCCCUCCCGAACUGGGCGACUGUCGGGCUCUGAAGCGAGCUGGUUUAGUUGUAGAAGACGCUCUCUUUGAAACCCUGCCUUCUGAUGUCCGGGAGCAAAUGAAAACAGAAUAACUUAUUUUUGUUUAAAGUUUGACUGAAACAUGCUUCUACCAAAUACAGUAUAAAUAAUUAGGUAGUCUUAAUGCCUUUCCUAUUUUAUUAUUUUUUUCUUUUUCACACAAAACAAAAUGUACACAAAGAUUGAGUAAGGAGUAUGUAUUUUUUAAUAAAAAUUUAAUUGUAUUUUUUCAA